Cordyceps militaris CM01 is the source of this 705-nucleotide messenger RNA. Its product is annotated as catabolite repression protein CAT5. Lineage: Eukaryota; Fungi; Ascomycota; Sordariomycetes; Hypocreales; Cordycipitaceae. Bases 1 to 705 code for a protein of 234 amino acids. Gene Ontology annotation, cellular component: mitochondrial inner membrane. The record is from RefSeq and is a predicted model, not a curated record. The transcript has a single exon. Gene Ontology annotation, biological process: ubiquinone biosynthetic process. Gene Ontology annotation, molecular function: 3-demethoxyubiquinol 3-hydroxylase activity.
AUGUCGGCCAUGCGACGCAUAACCCGUCCCGCGCGGCACCUCUGCACCUGUCCCUCCGCCGUGCGCUCCUUCACCACCCACCCCCCGCGCCUCGCCACCACCACCACCUCUUCUGCAGCUCCUCCUCGCAAGCCACUGACGCCGGAGCAGCGGGCCUUUCUCUCCUCGGCGCUGCGCGUCAACCAGGCGGGCGAGCUGGCGGCCACGCUCAUCUACACGGCGCAGACGCCGCCGCUCGUGCGCGCGCACCCGCACCUGCGGCCGCUCAUGAAGCACAUGUACGACCAGGAGGCCGCGCACCUCGCCACGUUCAACGCGCUGCUGCACCGCCACCGCGUGCGGCCCACGGCGCUGUACCCGGUGUGGUCGGCGCUGGCCAGCGGCCUCGGCUGGUCCACGGCCGUGCUCGGCCGCGAGGCCGCCAUGGCGUGCACCGAGGCCGUCGAGACCGAGAUUGGCGGCCACUACAAUGAGCAGAUCCGCACCCUGCUGGAGAUGACGACGGCUUGGGAGGCCGAGGGGUACGGCGUUGGGGACGAGCUGACCGAGCUCAUCUCCACGCUGAGGAGGAUACGGGACGAGGAGCUCGAGCACUUGGAUCAUGCGGUCGAGCAUGAUGCGAAAAAGGCGGAUCCGCACUGGCUACUCACGGGUGUCAUUCGUGCGGGCUGUCGCGGCGCCAUCUGGGUCAGCGAACGAGUCUGA